GUGCGAACAUUUAGGAGCAUGAACGGUCGGCCAGUGCAUCUCUGUCCUACCGCAAAAGUUAUGCCAAAAAAAAGUUUAGAGUCCUCGACGAAGAAUACAGGUCUUUAAAUCAUUUCCCCACGUUACUUGGAACCGUUGAGUGAGCGCGUUUAAUAUUGGACUUUUCUCUUUCCGUUUGAGUAAGGUACGAAGUGCCCUUGUUCAACAGCUUAGUUGUUUUAAAUAUCAUAUUUACUAAUAAAUAUGCUUAAUUCCUAGCCUAUGGCUUCAGAAUGCGCUCCCGUGCAUGGUGCUAGAAUAAACCCGGUUCGUCAGGGCACCUGAAAAAAAAAGCCUCCCUCAGGACUAGUUUGCGUUUGUAUGCAUGCGAUUGGCAACAUAACUGGCUUAUUUACAUUAAAUACGCCACAAGGUUACAGUGAGAUGAACGUCAUUUUAUCACUGAUUACUUCUCUUAAGCACUAGAGCUGUGACUGAUGCUGAGGACGCGCAGACUACACCGAUUUACCCUGGAGUUUUUUGGGGGGAAGAAAAAUACUUGAAAUAGUUAACUGAAAAGUGAUCUACGGAUGUCAAUUAGAAGACCCAAAGAAAACACAUUAGGAAAGAGACACAUCCUUCUAGGUUGGCCGUCAUUGCUGUGUGCUGUAGUGACUCAGUGGCAGUGAUCUGCCUGGGUCUCCUCGAACCUGACAGACAGGCUCCAGACCAGUAUGCAGUUAGUGUGUUAAGGAUGGAGGACUCUAGUUUGUGCCUUGGUGUGUCUUCAGCAGUAUUGGACGCUGACAGAGACCAUCUGAGCAACACAGUGCUAAAUGGCCGAUAUCCCAUCAGUCAGAAGCUCCACCAGCUGACGGCCCAGCUGGGCCACGCCUUUCCCGACCUACAGAGCCGACAGCAGAUCCCUGAGGAGAAAGCUGCCACCCCAUUGGAUGAGAAGAGCCACGCUGCCCUGGCCAGUCAACCAAUCAGCAGUCAGAUGGCACUGCUCGCCAACCAGCUCAACCGGGACAUAGAUGCAAGUGCCCUGGCCAACCUGAAUGGGCGUGUGGACCUGCAGCAGUUUCUCAAUGGGCAGAACCUGGGCAUCAUGUCCCAGAUGAACGACAUUGAAGACGAUGCCCGUAAGAACAGGAAGUACCCGUGUCCGUUGUGCGGCAAGCGAUUCCGCUUUAACAGCAUCUUGUCGCUGCACAUGCGCACACAUACAGGUGAGAAGCCUUUCAAGUGCCCCUACUGCGACCAUCGAGCAGCACAGAAGGGCAACCUCAAAAUCCACCUACGCACCCACAAGCUGGGAAACCUUGGUAAGGGACGCGGCCGCGUCCGUGAGGAGAACCGUCUUCUACAUGAGCUGGAGGAGAGGGCCAUCCUGAGGGACAAGCAGAUCAGGAGCAGCAGCCUCCUUCAGCCAGCCCAGACCCUGCAGCACCAGCCACACCUUGGCCCUCAGACCCAGCAGCAACAGCCUGGCUCUGCUUGUGGCCUCCUCACCCCCACCAGCCUGGGAACUCCAGACUCCCUCUCCCAGCCCUCGUCCUCCCCCAAGCCGGCCAGCGCCCAAGAUGACCAGGCCCUGAACCCACCCACUGGAUUCCGCUGCACCUUCUGCAAGGGCAAGUUUAAGAAGCGUGAGGAGCUGGAUCGUCACAUCCGCAUCCUGCACAAGCCCUACAAGUGCACCUUGUGUGAGUUUGCUGCCUCGCAGGAGGAGGACCUGAUCAGCCAUGUGGAAAAAGCCCAUAUCACGGCCGAGUCAGCUGCGGGACAGGGUGCAGCUGGUGGCGCUGAGAAGCCUGCCAACGAGUUCCGAUGUGAGGUGUGUGGCCAGGUCUUCAGCCAAGCCUGGUUCCUCAAGGGCCACAUGCGCAAGCACAAGGACUCAUUUGAACACGUCUGCCAGAUCUGUGGUCGUCGCUUCAAGGAGCCCUGGUUUCUCAAGAACCACAUGAAGGUCCAUCUCAAUAAGCUGGCCAUCAAGAGCAAGCCCCCAGCAGAGGACAUAAACGCUGUCAACACCAUGAACAGCAUGGCCCAGGAGGCCCAUGCUAACCUCUAUUCACGCUACAUCUCUUGCCUGCAGGGCGGCUUCCUAUCCCCAGACAAACAGGGUCUGAGCGAGCAACACCAGAUGCUGGCCAAAGCCGGCAUUGCCAUGAAAGAGAAGGAGAUGCUGGGAAAGCUGCUGGGCCCAAUGGCAGGGAUGGGCCAUGGCCUUGGCGAGGGGGAGAAGCGCUCUCUCCUGGGCUGCCUGAACCUAGUGCCCCCCCUGAAGUCCAGCUGCAUGGAACGCCUCCAGGCGGCUGCCAAAGUUGCAGAGAUGGACCCACUGAAUAGCUAUCAGGCCUGGCAGAUCAUGGCACGAGGCAUGGCCAUGGACCGUGCCUUUAUGCCCAAGGAGCAGCACCAUGAGCAGCACCAUGAGCAGCACCAUGAGGAGAUGACCAAUGCUGCCGGCAUGGCCUUCACUAAAGAGAAGCAUGACUACCCUAUGAUGUGCUCCAACGAUGGCUCCAAGCAGAAGCAGCACAGCGAAGUUCUGCAUGGCUCGAAGGCCGGCAGUGGAGCCAUGAUACCCCUGAAAGACGACGGCGUGGGCUUCGACAGCCACCGUGACUUCAUGCCCCAUCAUGGCGGCCAUGGCCUGGGCCUGGUCCACGGCCUGGAGUACAACCACCUGACUAGCCUGAAAGAGAAACCCACAGAGUGUCCUGACUGUGGUCGGGUCUUCAGGACCUAUCACCAGAUGGUGGUCCACUCUCGGGUGCACAACAAGGAGCGGCGGCCCAUAGAAGAAGCCAUCCAGCAGCAGAACAACACCACAGGGCUGGAUGAGCGGCGUGGCUCGGCCAGCGACCCCGAGUCCCAGUCCAUCAGCAGGUCCACCACCCCUGGAUCCUCCAACGUGACGGAGGAAAGUGGAGCCGGAGGAGGCCACUCCCAGACCGGCAGUGUCCAGGACGACAGCCCACACCCUUCCUCCCCAUCCUCAGAUGUCGGGGAUGACCUGGGGAAGAUGGCGGGGAGUGUUCAGCAGGCCCCCUCCCAGCACAGGGACAGGAGCCUGGGCUCGGCCAUCAAGGACUGUCCCUACUGUGGGAAGACCUUCCGCACCUCCCACCACCUCAAGGUCCACCUGAGGAUACACACAGGUCAGUGGAGAGAGAAACCCUACAGGUGCCCUCACUGCGACUACGCAGGCACCCAGUCUGCCUCACUGAAGUACCACCUGGAGCGCCACCACCGUGAGCGGCAGAAUGGCGGCGGCCCCUCCUCCGGACACGCCCCUCCCUCUGAGCACAAGGAGGAGCACGGCAAGGGUGGCGUCUUCGCCCGUCCUGAUGUCCUCCGCGGUGUCUUCAAGGGCAUGCCCUCCAGCCUGGACUUCAGAGGGGGCCCAUUGCACCCCCACCAGUGGGCCCCUCCCGGUAUGUUGUCCCCCAGGGAGCGUGAGAGGGACAGAGAGCGAGAGCGUAAUGGCCUGGGACCUGACACUCCCUCUGAAAGCAUGAAGAGCCCAGAGGGCCCCUCCGCCGCAGACGUCCCAGCCAGCUUCAGAGACCUGGGGCGGGCGUACCAGAGUAUGGUGGGAAACGGUGUCAACUUCCAGGGCUCCCUGCAGGCCUUCAUGGACAGCUUCGUCCUCAGCUCCCUGAAGAAGGAGAAGGAGAUGAGAGAGAGCCACCUGCAGUCCCAGCAUUACUUUGAGAGUGGUGAGCCCAAAGCCAAGAGGGCUGAUACUGGUGAGGAGAAGGCUGAGGCCAAGCCCUCAAUGGGCAAGCCUGGGUCCCAGUACGAGCCUCUGGACCUGUCUGUCAAUGUCAAGCCUGAAACAGGCUCUCUGCCUGGCUCCUCUGUCACCUUCCAGGACAACGUGGCGUGGCAUGGCUGCCUCUUCUGCUCCUUCACCACCUCCUCUGUGGAGCUGAUGGCCCUCCACCUGCAGGCCAACCACCUGGGCAAGGCCAAGCAACGCAAGGAGAGCAAGGAGCACCAGGGAGAGCCCUCCCACUUCCUCAAGGCCAGUAUGGGCCCAGCCCACCUCCAUGACAAAGACAACGACAGAGAGGGGGUGAAGAGCCAGUCAGCCUGGUCCAACCACAUGGAGCCCCAUGCCAGCAUGGGAGCCUUCCAGAGCGACUUCUACAAGCAGUAUGGAGGCAUGUACGAUGGGUCCCCAAGGACCCCAGGCCUCCAGGGGUUUGGAGCGACAUGCCCUGACCCAGCCCUGGAGCAGCAGAGCCAGGCCAGAAAAACAGCUGGGGAUGAGCUCUCAGACAAGGCCUCCUGCGGGGAUCUGGAGGAGCAGGGACAGUCUGAGGAUGAGGAAGGCAGGGCCGACGAGCGCUGCCACAGCACCGAGUCCUCCUCCGUCCAACCGGAGAGACAGCGACCCCACUCUGAUGACGAGGAGGAAGAGGAGGAAGCGGACGCGGUGGAGGGGGAAGAUGAGGACAGUGCCACCUAUCAGAUGCCGAAGCAGAUGCAGGUGUCCCCAGCUAGAGAGGCCCAACGACCAGGGGUCUCCAUGGGCCCUGGGGCCCCUUUCCCUCCCCAGUCCCGGCCUCAGCCACCCCUGGAGAAGCAGUGGCAGCAGGGCUUGGGUCUCCUUUCAUCUCCUGGUGGUCCCCCGGGGCUGCUGAAGCCAGAACAUGCCCAUCUCGAGCAGCAGAUGAACAUGCUGUCCGUCCUGAGGGCCUACAGCUCGGAGAACCUCGCAGCGUUCAACGGCCUUGGAAGUGGCUCAAACAGCGGCGUCGGCAUCAAGAGACCAGACGCACCCGUUCAUCUGUGGGUAGGAGAGGAGGAAGGCCAUGGAGCCCUGGGCCCCGCGCUGACCCUCGACCCUAACCUCGCGCUGCCUAACCUAGCUGACACUGAGACGCACGACGCAGCCUCUCUUAACAGAGACUAACUCCCGCCCGAGCACCCGGCUGGAGCAAGGCAGGAACAUGAUGAUGAUGGUGAUGAUGAAGGAACACACUAUAUCAAAGACUUUAUUUAAAACAUGCUACCAUCAAACAAGAGAAGUCAUUCAAAAUGAACUAUGAAGGAGUGUUUCUGCCGUGUGGGAGGAUGGAGAGGAGACUGAGAGACAUACCUGCUGAAAUGACUUGUAGAGGCCACUGGAUGUGACAGACAGACAGACAGACAGUGACUUGAACCAUUCUGUUUCCUGUCCUCUCAUGGAUGACUCCUCCCUCCAUCUUCUGUCUUCUUCAUGUCUCUCCUUUGAUUUGAUGUUUUUGAUGAAACUACCUGCUAAAUGACAGUACCUAACACGCCCCUACUAUGACACAUUCCUUGAUCCAAGAUGGCGUCCAUCAUUGUUGACAACAAAAAAAGGUGAUAAUAUUCCGACUGAACUGUUGUGCUGACCCUGUGCUUCACCUGUACGACAGACUCUCUCUCUCCUAUCAGACCCAGUACAAAGACAGGUAUUCAAUGACCCCUGGGUCACAGUAAUGGUAUUGUCCCUGGACUGUACCAUUCCCACUCUUGUCCUGCUGGAGCUGUAGCUUUAACUCGCUCCUUUUGACCGGACCAACCAUCUAUGGAGACCAAGCACACUUAUUGCCACGCACAUUUUUAGUUGCUAUUUUCUACCCUGUUUCAGGGCACAAUGUUCUGUGUGUCAAAAACGAAUGAACAGAGAAAAGAAAAAAAAAGAGGAAAAACUAGAAACUAAACCCGAAGUAUGACAUACUCUGACAAUCUUUUCCUGUGCUAGCUAACUAAGAGAGAGCGGUAGUUUUCCGAUAGGAUGGGGAUGUUAGUAGAUGUGACAACGAGAAGAGAAAGCCUGAGCAUUGUACAGUACAGUGUGAUGAUGGGCAGAGGACUGAGGAUCCUCGCCCCAUCCCCGUAACGGAAACAGAACAGGAAGUGAAGACUCUGCCCUAGCACGGUCCACUCAUGUCUUUUCUCGCUCUAUAUGACAGAGCCUGUAGAUGCUCAGAACUACAUGUAAAAAAAAAAGAGAGAAAUAGCAACAAAUGAAAGCGUUGUUUGUGAAGAGCAAAAAGUGUUGAAGUGACAGUAAUAACUAGUUUACACGCCCUUGUCCUGUAGAUAAACAUAGAGCUGGAAGGGAAGUUAUCAAAAACAAAACGGGAUUGUAUUUUCCAUCCCUUUUCAUCUCUCUUAUUGACUUCAAGGACUAUAGUGUUUGCAAGUGUUCGUAAGAUACUGCCACCAAUCAAUGUUGCAAAGUGUUACUGACUACUGAAACGGUUUGUUGUAUUUACUUUGAAAAAGAAGAAAAAACUGGAAAAACAAAUAUUGUCUAGCCUUAGAUACAGUCAUCCGUUGUUGCAUCGACAAAGCUCGUUCGUUUUAGAUGGUAGGCCUUAGGGUUGAGCUUCUUUUUUUGUUUGUUCAAGUACUGUACUUUUUGCCUUCUACAUUCUAACGAGAAAAAAAAGAAAAAGAUUGACAAUCUACUCAUGUGCUCCAAACAUAUGCCCAUAUAUACAUAAUACAUUAUGCAUAGAAGGAAUUUUUUUUUUUUUUCAAGUUCUUUGCACUGUGAUAGUAUUAUACAUCAAAUCUAUACAGUACAAAACUAGCUAACUAACUACAAUGAAGGUGUGUAUCUGUGUGUCCCUUGACAUUGUGAAAUGUUUCUAUGUCCUCUUGUGAACCCUGAGAAUUCUAAAUGCGGUAUGUACAGUGCGAAUAUAUACAAGUACAUUUUCAGUGUGAAGGACUACAGUACAUGGCUUUGACAAAAUGCUAUCAUAGUGCCAAGCCAAGGCAUGCAAGUCACUUGUGUGGUCAUCAUUUUACAUACUGUUUGUUACUGAAGCAGAGUGAUGAUCAAUGCUCAAAUUCCACAUCGGGUUGAUGGAACUUAUUAACAGCUCUCCACGCAAAAAAAAAAAGGCUCCUGUUUUUUUAAUUUGCUUUUCUAGACUUUAGAAUUCCCCAUUCCAAAAUAUGAAGAAAAAAAAAAAGGAUGAGAAAUUAAAACAAAAAAAAGUGGUAUUGUAGGGAAUUAAACACGGUGCUGAGAAGUGGAUUGUGGGACUGGGUCUGAGUUAACCAAUCAGAGGGCCCGGUCAGUCCCAUAGUGAUGCCCUCUCUCCCCUUCUCUCCGUUGUGUGGUUGUAUACCUGAGAGGGGAUCAUAUUAACUGUCUGGCUCUCUCUGAACCAGUAAAAGAGCAUUCCACAUACGAACCUGUCUUGUGAGCUGAAAACCGUUUGUUUGCUGUAUUCUCAUGGCAGAUGCUUCGUUUUGUAACUACUGAACUGUACUUAUAAUAAAAAAUAAAAUGUAUUCAAACUAUAA
Messenger RNA from Oncorhynchus nerka (sockeye salmon), 7293 nucleotides. Its product is annotated as zinc finger protein 536-like. Gene Ontology annotation, biological process: regulation of DNA-templated transcription. Gene Ontology annotation, cellular component: nucleus. The record is from RefSeq and is a predicted model, not a curated record. The coding region runs from base 734 to 4915 and encodes 1393 amino acids. Lineage: Eukaryota; Metazoa; Chordata; Actinopteri; Salmoniformes; Salmonidae. The transcript is spliced from 7 exons. Gene Ontology annotation, molecular function: RNA polymerase II cis-regulatory region sequence-specific DNA binding; DNA-binding transcription factor activity, RNA polymerase II-specific.